This is a messenger RNA of Dromaius novaehollandiae (emu), 1504 nucleotides long. RefSeq names its product migration and invasion enhancer 1 (gene MIEN1). The transcript has 4 exons. Bases 76 to 429 code for a protein of 117 amino acids. Gene Ontology annotation, biological process: negative regulation of apoptotic process; positive regulation of filopodium assembly. The record is from RefSeq and is a predicted model, not a curated record. Gene Ontology annotation, cellular component: cytosol. NCBI's taxonomy places the organism in Eukaryota, Metazoa, Chordata, Aves, Casuariiformes, Dromaiidae.
GGGGCAGCGGGGCCGGAAGCGCCGCGCUCACGUGAGCGGCACCCGGAACCGCGCGGCAGCCGGCAGCGGGCGGCGAUGAGCGCCGGGGCUGGGGACGAGGCGGCGGCGGCGGCGGCGGCGGCGGCCGGGUCUGAGCCCGAGCGCCGGGUCCGCAUCGUGGUGGAGUACUGCGAGCCCUGCGGGUUCGAGCCCACGUACCAGGAGCUGGCGAGCGCCGUGAAGGAGGAGUACCCCGACAUCGAGAUCGAGUCCCGACUUGGCGGCACAGGUGCCUUUGAGAUUGAAAUCAACGGGCAGCUGGUCUUCUCCAAGCUGGAGAACGGAGGCUUUCCCUACGAGAAGGAUCUGAUCGAAGCGAUUCGCAGAGCGAGGAAUGGGGAGCCGCUCGAGAAAAUCACCAACAGCCGCCCGCCGUGCGUCAUCCUGUAGCCCCGGCUGCGUCCCCGUGCUGAGCCGGGGUCUCCCGGCGCCCGCCGGCCGGCCCGUGCCCCCUCGGCACCCCCGUGCUUCGCUCCGCUCUGCCCCCGUUGGCUCCCUGCGCGGCCGGGGACGUCGGGGGAGCGCAGGCGCGUGAGGAGACCCUGGGAAGGCCACCGCCCGGCGCGGCCGGGCCAGCCCUGCCGCGAUAGCCCCGGGGGGAGCGUGCCGGCCCGGCCCCUCAGGCCGCGCAGCCGAGAUCCCGGCUCUUGCGGACUCCGGAUCCAGGCUGCUCGACGCGCCGGGGGCAGCUGAGGUGGCCGCGUGGCUGUGCCGUCCCCGUCGGUCCCGGCCCGCUGAAGGGUGUAACCGUGGUACCGCCCAGCUUCCCCGAGGCAGGGCGAGCGCUUCCCCGCCUGCCUUCGCCGUCCCCUUGCCUCUCUCCGGGCUCGGGCUCCUCCGAGGGCCCAGCAGGGCAGGGUGGCGCGGGGAAGGGCUUUCCUCCCCUACCCGCUGCGGUUCUGGGGCAGUGCCACGAACCCUCGGUGCCUCCCGUGCCGUGGGGCCCGUGAACGUGCUGCCCAGCGCGGGAGCCAAGCCCAGCGUACGCAGGGGACUUUGCAGGUUCAGACUUCCCAGGAGGUUAAAGCAGAGGAAAACCACUUUCUGUAAACUUUGGCAUGGUUCGUUAAUGAUUAAAGUCCCUCCUGUCACUGUUUAAACUGGUGCGAAGGCAGCGGGGACUGGCUGCCCGCUCUGGGCAUGGGAACCCCUGCUUGGCUCUGUCCCCAGAGCCAAGAGGGUUAUUUAACGGCCGCGAGCUUCCCCCUCCUCCCCUUUCUCAGGCUCCUGCGCUUGGCUCUCGCUUUCUGCCUGUCAUGACUCUGCCCUUCGCCACGGGGCAGCCGAGCCCGGGGGGAGCGUGGCCGCGCCAGGGGAGUGCCGGUGCGGGGGGCCGGCGGCACCCGCGGCGCCGCUCCCCUGGCGCAGAGCCUGCAUGCCGAGCCGAGGGUGGGGCGCCCUAUUUAUUCUAUACUGUGUAUAAACCCGACGGCCUGGUGCUGAAUAAAGGAGAGAGGAGAACGUG